AUGGAGGCCCAAGACAUGGCUCAGUCCUUUCGGGCCCCUAAAUGUUCUCGCUGCAGGAACCAUGGCUAUGUAGUCCCACUGAAGGGCCAUGCAGGCCAUUGUCGUUGGAAGCAGUGUGCAUGUGAGAAAUGUGCUCUCAUAACUGAACGACAGAAAAUCAUGGCUGCGCAGAAGGCCUUGAAAAGACAGGGAUCAGAUUCACCACCCAAGGAAACAUUGCCAGUUACUCCGUGCAGCCCCAGGGGGGCAACCACAGGUGGCAGUAGAAAGUGGUCGAGACUCAACACCCCAGAAUCCCAUGUUCAUGGGCUUGAUGUUCAUGAAGAAGCCAAAGUGACUUCAGCAGAUAGCCACAGUGCCAGAACAGGGACUAACCGGACAUCACCCAAACCUGACUCUCCAACCUUCAUAGAUUUAGACCAUCCAACUUUGCCUCAAGAAUGUGUUUCCGUGUGCCCAGAAUUCGUGGACAGAGAGCCUCCCAAAGUGCAUCCUGGGUAUACUGGGGUGUACCCUUACCAUCCAUUUUCUGUGGGUUUCACCAUCAACCAAGCAGGCUACAGAGGCCCACCACCUGGCCCUAUUUUACCCCUGCAGCCAAGUCUGAGACACUUUCCUAGCAGUUAUGGGCCAGGGAGUGUAACUUCUGUGCCAAUACAAGAUGUAGGUGGGGAUUUUCAGCCAGGUUAUUAUACUACACUACCACCUUUUAUACCUCGGGGGUUUCUACCAGGGAUUCACUAUAUUCCACCACCACUUCAAUUUAAUGUUGUGGCUGAAGCUACAAAGGAGACAUCUGCUGCCACAGCAGAUAACCAGAAUUCUCCAGUGAUGUGUGAAGAUAGUCAGCUUUCCUCUAAGGAAGAUACCAGUGGAAACUGCUCUUCAUAUUCUAAACUUUAA
Molecule: messenger RNA, 903 nt
Organism: Varanus komodoensis (Komodo dragon)
Lineage: Eukaryota; Metazoa; Chordata; Lepidosauria; Squamata; Varanidae
Gene: DMRTB1
Product: DMRT like family B with proline rich C-terminal 1
Exons: 4
Coding region: 1-903 (300 amino acids)
Biological process (GO): sex differentiation; regulation of transcription by RNA polymerase II; germ cell development
Cellular component (GO): nucleus
Molecular function (GO): DNA-binding transcription factor activity, RNA polymerase II-specific; RNA polymerase II cis-regulatory region sequence-specific DNA binding
Source: RefSeq, a predicted model, not a curated record